AUGAGUUAUUCGAUGAAAUUAUCAAUCUCAGUUCAUCUUUCAGCUAUCGAUCCUGUACUUGGAAUUAUCUUUCUCGCUUCAAAUUUCAGAAAUUUGAUGUGCCGAAAUGCGGUUAAGACCCCUAAUUUAGAUGAAGUUGAAAAUGUGCGUAACGUUAAUGAACAGACAGUAUCAAGUGGUAUUAGUACGGAUGCUUUGGCUAGGUCAUCGUUGAAUACGAUUCGGGAGCCUGUGCAUUUUAAUCUUGAUGAAAAUCUAUCUUUCUGGAUGGAUCAUUAUGUGCAGGUUUUGAUAAGAAAUAGUCCACUAAACGAUAUGGAGCUAAGUAGUUAUUACAAAAGGUGUUUAGAACAAGAGAGUGCACAAUGUCUGAGCAUUGUAGCGCAUUCAGAAGUGCGGUUUACUUUUGACCAUGUUGCAUGCGAGACAAUUGAUCAGGAAACACUUUUUAGGAUGAUUGGUCUAUCAGUGGUGGAAAAUUGCUUGCCGGGUUAUAAUAGUUGUAUCUUUACGUAUGGACAGGACUCGUUAGGCAGUAUCUCAAAAACAAUGAUAAUAGCUAAUGUUAGCCCCUUCAUAUGUUUCGCAACAGACACAUUAAACACUCUAAAGUUUGCACAGCAUUCAAAACUUAUCCAAAACAAUGUUAAUGAAGAUGCCUCAGGAGAUGUCAUGGCUUCUCAACACCAGAUCCAACUUUCUAAGCUGGAAAGAAGCCAACAAGAGUUGGAGAAAUGCAGGCAUAACCUAAAUUCUUGCUUAGAGACAAAUGAGAAACUCCGCAAGGAAAUUGCUGAUCUAAAUGCUUUACUAGAUAAUCAGAAAUCUGCAAGGCAUGACCUUGGUGAUGAUGGUAGUGAGGUCAUAAAGGAUAAAUGCACUUCACUGAAAGUUGGGAAAAGGCCUGUGAGGAAAACGGAGAAACAAGGGGGUUCGGGUAAGAAUCGAUUUGGUUGGGAUUCGGAAUCAAGAAAUGAAGUGAAAAAUGUGAAUACUCCGAGGUCGUGUAGAACAGUGAGAGCUGGAAGUUUGGGUUAUUCUGAAUGUUCUCAGAAGACACCUCCAAAAAGCGUGAAUAAGCCUCUGUGUCCAGGGAUGUUUUUUGGAGGUAUUUCUAGGCCCCCAGUUGGUGGAAAUGUAUGCGGAAAUGGAAACUACGGCAUGUUGUCUAGAGGCUCACAAAACACUUUUACUACUGUUAAUACGGUUGAGGUACCACACUUUGAGCUCAAAGAAGAUCCAUCUUUCUGGUUGGAUCAUAAUGUUUUGAUAAGAAUUUGUCCACUAAACGAUAUGGAGUUGAGUACUCAAGGUUACAACAGGUGUUUAAAACAAGAGAGUGCACACUGUCUGAGCUUUGUAGCGCAUUCAGAAACGCGGUUUACUUUUGACCAUGUUGCAUGCGAGUCCAUUGAUCAGGAAACACUUUUUAUGAUGGUUGGUCUACCGAUGGUGAAAAAUUGCUUGUCGGGUUAUAAUAGUUGUAUCUUUGCGUAUGGACAGACAGGAAGCGGAAAGACUCACACAAUGCUUGGCGAAAUAAACGAGAUUGAAACAAACCCCAGCCCAUACCGGGGAAUGACUCCAAGAAUAUUUGAGUACUUAUUUGCCAGAAUCAUUGAGGAAGAGGAAAGUCGAGUAGAUGAAAGAUUAACUUACAGCUGUAAGUGUUCAUUUCUAGAGAUAUACAAUGAGACAAUUACCGAUCUGCUCGAGCCAUCCUCUACAAAUUUGCAAGAUGUUAAGAAGAGUGUGUAUGUGGAAAGUUUAACUGAAUUUGAAGUUCAUACUGUGGGUGAUAUCCUUGGGCUUCUUAGUCGGGGUUCUGGAAAUAGACGAGUUGCUGCUACUAAUAUGAACAGAGAAAGCAGUCGGUCCCACAGUAUUUUCAGCUGUGCAAUUGAAAGUAGGUGGGAGAAAGAUUCAAAUUCCAACCUACGAUUUGCGAAGCUAAACCUAGUUGAUCUUGCGGGUUCUGAAAGCCAAAAAAAUUCCGGUGCCAAUGGUGAGCACUUAAAGGAAGCUGCAAGCAUAAACAAAUCGUUAUCUGUACUAGGGCGUGUAAUAAUGGUUCAAGUAGAUGGUACUAAUGCAAGGACACGCUAUAUUCCUUAUCGAGAUUCAAUACUGACAUUUCUUCUACGGGACUCAUUAGGCGGUAAUUCAAAAACAAUGAUAAUAGCUAAUGUUAGCCCCUCUAUAUGUUCUGCUACAGAAACGUUAAAUCUAAAAUUUGCACAACGUGCAAAACUUAUCCAAAACAAUGCUGUGGUUAACGAAGAUGCCUCGGGAGAUGUUAUUGCUCUUCAACGCCCGAUCCAACUUUUAAAGGAGGAGGUUGCUGUCCUUAAGAGACAGAAUGUAUCCAAUUCAUUAACAUUUAGUCCAAAAGUCAUCGAAGAGGCCAGAGAAGAACACCAAAAUGAUUAUGAUAAUAUGCCUGUAGGCGAAAACAAAAUCCCGAGGGUUUCCUCUAAACAGGUGAUUGUAGCUGAACAAAACAAGUCAAGUGUCAUUGGGAAGAUGAUGGAUCUGGAAGCGGUGCCACAUCCGGUUUAUAGGCAGAAAAAAGUGUUUUCUGAGAAAUAUUUACAGAAAUCUGCUUCUAUAGGCUCGUGUGAGAGGAAGUCAAGGAUAAUUAGGCGUAGGAGGCUGCAGAAUUUCAACAAGCAGUCAAUAAAUGAUUAUAGUUUUGAUGGGAUGGACAAUUCUAAGCUAAAUGGGAAAAGAACUGAUUAUGUAGAGACUGCAGUUUUGAGACCAAAUUUAGGAAGUGUUAGACGUGGGUCCAUACCUUCAUUUUUACUUGAUUCUUGUACUAGAGUUGGAUAAACGAAGAUCAAUUACAGGGUAUGUGUUUACUUUAAAUGGUUGUGCUAUUAGUUGGAAAGCCCAGUUAUACUCUACAGUUGCACUAUCUUCUACCGAGGCAGAAUAUAUGGCAAUUACAGAAGCAGUUAAGGAAGAUAUAUGGUUGAAAGGAUUAUUUAGAGAACUCGAUGAUAGAA
This is a messenger RNA of Erigeron canadensis, 3008 nucleotides long. RefSeq names its product kinesin-like protein KIN-12F. Lineage: Eukaryota; Viridiplantae; Streptophyta; Magnoliopsida; Asterales; Asteraceae. Gene Ontology annotation, biological process: microtubule-based movement. Gene Ontology annotation, molecular function: ATP binding; microtubule binding; microtubule motor activity. The record is from RefSeq and is a predicted model, not a curated record.